Messenger RNA from Patiria miniata (bat star), 2923 nucleotides. Its product is annotated as protein transport protein Sec23A-like. Bases 63 to 2360 code for a protein of 765 amino acids. Gene Ontology annotation, cellular component: endoplasmic reticulum exit site; COPII vesicle coat. The record is from RefSeq and is a predicted model, not a curated record. Gene Ontology annotation, molecular function: zinc ion binding; GTPase activator activity. The transcript is spliced from 18 exons. Gene Ontology annotation, biological process: COPII-coated vesicle budding; intracellular protein transport; COPII-coated vesicle cargo loading. NCBI's taxonomy places the organism in Eukaryota, Metazoa, Echinodermata, Asteroidea, Valvatida, Asterinidae.
UCUUCAGACAAUCUAUUGAAAGCAACAAGACUGGUUUAAGCGAAAACCAAACAUCUGUUGCCAUGGCAACGUACCAAGAGUACAUUCAGCAGAACGAGGAUCGGGAUGGGGUCCGAUUCAGCUGGAACGUCUGGCCGUCCAGUCGCCUGGAAGCCACCCGAAUGGUGGUGCCCCUAGCAGCCAUGUACACACCCCUGAAGGAGCGGCCGGACCUACCCCCGGUCCAGUAUGAGCCCGUGCUGUGCACCAGGUCCACCUGUCGGGCUGUCCUCAAUCCGUUCUGCCAAGUCGACUACAAUGCCAAAUUGUGGACCUGCAAUUUCUGCUUCCAAAGAAAUCAGUUCCCACCUCAGUACAGAGGCAUCUCAGAGCAGCACCAGCCUGCAGAGUUGAUUCCUGCUUUCUCCACCAUCGAGUACACACUCAAUCGUGCCCCCUCCUGCCCUCUGAUCUACCUGCUAGUCCUGGACACCUGCAUGGACGACGAUGACUUGCAGGCCCUCAAGGAAUCCCUGCAGAUGUCGCUGAGUCUGCUGCCUCCCAACGCCCUGAUUGGUCUGAUCACGUUCGGCCGCAUGGUCCAAGUCCACGAGCUGGGCUGCGAGGGUUGCUCGAAGAGCUACGUGUUCCGUGGCACCAAGGACUUGAACGCCAAACAGAUUCAGGAGAUGCUCGGCAUCGGCAGAACAUCAGCCCAGCCACAGAUGAGAGGACAGCAGCAGCAGCAGCAGCAACAGCCAAUGAACAGGUUCCUGCAGCCAGUGCACAAAUGCGACAUGAACCUGACGGACCUGUUGGGGGAGCUACAGCGCGAUCCGUGGCCCGUCGGUGCCGGAAAGCGCCCUCUACGCUCAACCGGGGUGGCACUGUCCAUCGCCACUGGCCUGCUAGAGUGUUCUUUCCCUAAUACUGGGGCCCGCAUCAUGCUGUUCAUCGGUGGGCCUGGAACCCAGGGCCCUGGCAUGGUGGUAGGCGAUGAACUCAAGACUCCCAUCAGAUCGCAUCAUGACAUCGAAAAGGACAACGCCAAGUACAUGAGAAAGGCCAUGAAGCAUUAUGAGGGACUGGCCACCAGAGCUAGCAACAACGGCCACACUAUAGACAUCUACUCCUGUGCGUUGGAUCAGACCGGACUGCAUGAGAUGAAGACAUGCUGUAACUUCACAGGCGGUCACAUGGUGAUGGCAGACUCCUUCAACACCUCCCUCUUCAAGCAGACUUUCCAACGAGUCUUUGCCCGUGAUCAGAAGGAAGAAUUCCAGAUGGCUUUUGGUGCUGUCUUGGAAGUCAAGACCUCGCGUGAGCUGAAGGUGUCUGGCGCCAUAGGCCCGUGCAUCUCAACGAAUGUGAAGGGGCCGUGUGUCUCAGACACAGAGAUUGGUAUGGGGGGAACCACACAGUGGCGAUACUGCGGUCUGACACCGCAAACAACGGUGGCGCUGUUCUUUGAAGUUGUCAACCAGCACAAUGCACCUAUCCCCCAGGGUGGCAGGGGCAGUAUCCAGUUUGUCACCCAGUACCAGCACUCCAGUGGCCAGCGCCGAGUCCGUGUCACCACACUGGCAAGAAACUGGGCCGAUGCAGCUGUCAACAUCCAGCACAUAGCAGCCGGUUUUGACCAGGAAGCCGCUGCCGUACUGAUGGCCCGCAUCGCCGUCUACCGGGCCGAGAAUGAGGAAGGGCCUGAUGUACUGCGCUGGCUGGACCGCAUGCUGAUCAGGCUCUGCCAGAAGUUUGGCGAGUAUCACAAGGACGAUCCCAACUCCUUCCGGUUUGCUGAGAACUUCACCAUGUACCCGCAGUUCAUGUUCCACCUGCGCCGCUCCCAGUUCCUGCAAGUCUUCAACAACAGUCCUGACGAGACAUCCUACUACCGACUGAUGCUGAUGAGAGAAGACUUGACUCAGAGCUUGAUCAUGGUGCAGCCAGUGCUCUUCUCUUACUCCUUUGAGAAGACUGAGCCUGUUCUCCUGGAUACCAGCAGCAUCCUGCCGGACCGCAUCCUUCUCAUGGACACCUUCUUCCAGAUCGUCAUUUUCCACGGAGAGACCAUUGCCACCUGGAAGAAGGAAGGAUACCAGGACCACCCAGAGCAUGACAUGUUCAGGCAGUUCCUGAAGGCACCGAGAGACGACUCGCAGGAGAUUCUACAGAAGCGCUUCCCCAUGCCGCGCUACAUUGACUGCGAUCAGAACAGCAGUCAGGCCCGUUUCCUGUUGUGCCGAGUCAACCCCUCACAGACGCACAACAACAUGUAUGCUUGGGGACAGGAGGGCGGGGCACCAGUCUUGACAGACGAUGUAAGCUUGCAGGUCUUCAUGGAUCACUUGAAGAAGCUUGCCGUCUCCAGCUCCUCUUAAUGUCAGUGAUGGCUCCUCUUGUGAUAGAUGACUCCUCUUAAUGACAGGGAUGACUCGUUUUAAUGAUAGGAAUGGCUUUUCUUAAAAUUAGGGAUGGCUCUUCUUACAGACAGGAUUGGCUCUCAGUAAUAGGGAUGGCUCCUCUUAAAAUAUAAUGACUCCUCUUAAUGACAGUGAUGGCUCGUUCAGUGAUUGGGAUGCCUUUCUUAGUGAUUAAGGAUGGCUCCUAGUUGAAUCUGGUAUGAGCUUGACUCUGCUCUGCUGGUAUUUUACACAAAAGCGUGCCACUGUCUUUAUGGUCCCGUUAGAAAAUCUCCUUCAAUUUACCCUUAAACAUAUGCAUGUACAUGUAUGGGAACUCCAAAACAAAGUGUCAUACCUGUAGGCUAAUCCAAGCACAUGCUACCGUUGCACCUGUGAGACACCACAGCUUUGGCAGUACAGUGGAAUGUCGCUAUACCGAACACUGCCGAUCAUUCGGCUGUACCGAUCAUCGUCUUUGGCUCCUGAUUUUUGUGUACAAAACGUACCAAACAUCGUUGUUAAAAAAUGUCAACAACAAA